Messenger RNA from Xyrichtys novacula (pearly razorfish), 4600 nucleotides. Lineage: Eukaryota; Metazoa; Chordata; Actinopteri; Labriformes; Labridae. The record is from the annotation of a GenBank genome assembly.
ACUCAGCAGAGGUCUGCGCUGCUCAACUCUCAAAAUGCCUGCGUUACUCAGGCUGCUGCUCUUCCUGCUGUAAGUGCUGGACUAGGACAUAAACAUGUUCAACAGCACACACCUCAGCCUUAGCAAAAGAGGAGGCAUCUGGGUAAGUUUGGCAAUUAUUUACUUCACAGACAGAACUCACCCUUAACUUUAACACAAGGACUUUUUAAAUUGUUAAGGCAGAGACAUGAGUAGGCCCUUCUUCGGUUUUAUUCUCGUAUCCUUUUUAAGAGACUAAAGCAACUGGGAAAAAAAAAACUUAAAAACACAAAAUCUUUUGUACUGAUAGACUGAAGUGUUCAUCAAAAUGCAAGUAAAGAGCAAUGAUUCAAGCAGUUCAUAUCAUUGUCAGGAUUUUGAAAAACCCUGCAACUGCUCGUAUACUAAUAGCACUGUAAAUACCUCUGUGACGCUAAAUAUCAUUAUUACAGCAAAUCUGAUCCAAUUAUGUUACUCUUUGAUUUAACUUAAUCAUCUUUAAUUAUCUUGUAUUACAGGGAUUUUGCAUCCUCUUGCUUUACACCAGCCCUCUCUCCUGUUUUGCAAAUUUCAGCCAAGCAAAAGAGCUCAUCUAUAAGAUAAAGGAGGGAUUACCGAGAGGGACCUUCAUAGGGGCCAUUGGAGUAGACCUCAAUUUGGAUUUUACUGUCGAGCCCCCCUUUAUUUUCAAUCUGCCACAAAAGAAGGUCAGUGAUCAGUAUGUGAACCUGAAUAAUACCACCGGGGAGCUUUACACAUCUGCCACUGAAAUCGACAGGGAGACGCUCUGUCCUGAUAACACUGGGGGAAGGGGAUGUCUCCUCUCACUGGACGUGUUUAUUUUGCCUCAGCAGUACUUCCAGCUCAUCAAAGUUAAGAUCUACAUCGAGGAUGUCAAUGACAACAGGCCAAAGUUCCCUGUGGAUGAAAUCUGUAUGUCUAUUCCAGAAAACACCCUAAUCAAUGCUCGUUACGCUGUGGAGCACUCUGCUGUUGAUCCAGACUUGGGUCCACAUGGAGUGCAGACAUACUGGCUUGUUAAUGACUUUGGCAUGUUCACACUGGAUGUUGAAGAGAAUGAGGGGGGUGAGCUGACACCCUUCCUUAUUGUGACCGAGGCUCUGGACAGAGAAACCCAGGCUGAAUACAUCACGGAUAUCAUCGCAGAAGAUGGAGGGACGCCUCCUCUGCUUGGUGCAGCUACUUUAAAAAUUGUAAUCACAGAUGUGAACGAUAACUGCCCCCGAUUCACUGAGUCACAAAUUAAUGUCACUGUACAUGGGAAUACAACCAAAGGGGCACAUUUGGCACGUCUGCAUGCUUUUGACCCUGACCUUGGUGCUAAUGCUCAGAUCAGCUAUGCUUACAGUGAACGUGUGCCAAGGGAGACCAGGAGCUUGUUCCAUUUGGACAGAGUCACAGGGGUGAUCAAGCUAGCGGGGAAAAUAGACACUGGCACCAACACGUUUUACAAACUCACUGUUCUGGCCAACGGACCUGGCUGUAUCCCCGCUGUUGCCACUGUUUCUGUCAAUAUCAUUAAAGUUGUCACAGGACCCCCUGCGGUCAUGCCCAGGUACAUCGCACCAGAAAAGGAUGGGGUGGUGACAAUAAGAGAAUCUGAGCCAGCGUUUUCUCCAAUAGCUUUUUUUACAGUCAAAAACAUUGACACGAACCUAAAGGUGGACUGUCAUUUGGAAGGGACUGGUCCAUUCAGGCUCGUCCCCUACCAGCUCUUCAAGAACGAAUACCUACUGGAGACUACAGAGCCCCUGGAUUAUGAGAAGACACAAGAGUAUGAGCUUAUUGUGGUUGCUAAGAAUCACAAGGAGCUCGUCAUUAAGACCUUUCUGAAGGUCCAGGUGAUGGAUGAGAAUGACAACGCACCAAUGUUUCAACAGUCUUUAGUCCAUCUAACCCUGGAGGAGAACAACUCACCAAAUACCUUUCUCACCCAGCUCCAAGCCUCAGACCCAGACAGCGAAGGCCGUGGUGAAGUCAUCUACCUCCUUGGAGGUGACGCCCCAGGGAUCUUUGUCGUUGAUCGCGUGACUGGUGUCCUGACUGUGACCACAUCUCUGGACCGUGAGGAGAAAGAGACAUACCGGUUCAUUGUGAGAGCUGUGGAUCAAGGUAUACCAAGGAGGGAGUCUAUUGCAACUGUCGUGUUGACUGUGGAAGAUCGUAAUGACAACAGUCCACGCUUUAUCAACAAGGACUUCACGUUCUUUGUGCCAGAGAACUUCCCGGGGUACGGUGAGAUUGGGGUCCUCUCAGUGACAGAUGCUGAUGCUGGGGAGAACGGUUGGGUGGCUCUUUCAAUCCUAAAUGGCAGCGACAUCUUUAUGAUAGACACAGGCCGAGGGGCACUGAGGGCAAAGACUCCUUUAGACCGUGAGCAACAAGGGACAUACCAGCUGUGGAUUGAGGCAAUCGAUGGUGGGGAGCCGGCACUUUCUAGUGUCACAAUGGUGACCGUUCUAUUGUUGGAUGUAAAUGACAACCCGCCUAUUGUCCUCUUUCCCCAGUCUAAUCAGUCCUACAUGCUGGUGCUUCCAAAUACAGUUCCAGGAACAUCAAUCACAGAGGUCUACGCUGUGGAUAAAGAUACAGGAAUGAAUGCUGUGAUCGCUUACAGCAUCAUCAAGAGGAAAGGUGGCGAACCAGGGUCAUUUGCCAUUGACCCCGAAACAGGAAAUAUCACAUUAAAGAGGGAGCUAAGCAACCGGGGUCUUUACAGCCUUCUGGUGAAGGUUAGUGAUCAUGGUCAGCCUGAGCCCCUUUACUCGACAGUCAUGGUUAACUUUUUUGUCAAUGAAACUGUGAGCAACGAGAGCUACAUCCAGAGUCUUCUGACCAGAGGGGCUGAUAUAGAGGUAGAGGAGAGGCCGUGGUAUGUUGGGCAGAUGAAAGAAGGGCCUGAGAGGUAUGAGCUGUUUCCUUGUCAGCCUGUCCUCAUUGCUCUGUCAGUGACAUGUCUGGGGCUUUUCUUCUCCGUUGUCACGUUGACAUCUUACAUAUGUUGUAAGAGAUUUAAAAAGCAGCGAAAGAAAAGAUCUGAAGUGGAAGUACCUUUAAAAAUGAAGAAUGACUCAACACAGGUUGUGAACAAGAGACUCAGGCAGAUCUCAAAUAUAUGAUUUUUCAGCUGUCCACAAAUCCAAAACCAUCACUGUGUUUACAUGAAUGUUUACAAAACUUACUGUGAGAUGUGUAAUUCUUACAUGAAGUUGCUUUUUCUGCCUUUGUCAUUUGAUUGCUAUUACUGCUAUACAUUAUCAUUUUGCAUUCAGGAGGGGCAAACAGAAGCAUUUUUUUGUCUACUUUUUACAUUUAUAAAACAUUACCUAAAGCUCCUGUGAGGAGUUCUGAACUGGUUAUGAUACGGGCUGAAUUCAAUUUUAAUGCCUCUUUGUGUCCUACACAAGCAAAGACAACCAUGACAUGAAGACUGAUUAUUUGUAUUAAGUUAUUUUAUAUGUAUAAGAAUGCUGAAGUCUGUCGGUUUUAGACUCAGUGAUUAACUGCAUGGCCUUUUUUUAUAUUUUCCAAUGACACCAUUCUUGAUAAGUGAUGCAUUUAUUUGACUGUUAAAAUUAAGCAUAAUGAUAAGACUACUUGCACAUGUACAGAUCCAAAUAAGCAAAAAGAUAAAAUCUCUGUUCAUGGGGCAAUGCCAAAAUUUAAACAAACAUAAAAUUCCUUGCAGGAGCUUUAAUUAGAUGUCAAGUAUCUGUAAACCAAAGUUCAAAAUUAUUAUUGAUGUGUCAAAGUAGUAACAGCUUUAUAACAAAGUCCUAAAAGCAACUCAUUGAGAGUUACUUCAUCUAAGGUCCUUGUAAAUACUGUAUAAAUGUUUUACAACUUUAUAUAAAACUUGCACAGAAAGAAAACAAGCAGUUUAAGACACAACAAAAGUUUCAACCUUGAAUAUAUUUUGUAGAAAAUUUGCAUCUCUUUACAAUAUCUGCCAGAAUAGCAAAGAUCACAGAAAAGUGAUCAUCUAGAAUCUAAAUCUGUCUAUAUUUCAAGUAUAUUUUUCGCUAUAUUUACAAAGUAACCACACAUGUCAAAGGGCUUAUUGAAAUGUAGUACAUUAUUUAAAGCAUUGUCAAAUUGUCAUAUUUAGCGAGUUCACAGUGUCAAUACCCAUUCAGUUCUGUUAUUGUGUCGUUGGUUUGCACAAACGCCUUGUGUUCUGUAUGAGGGGCAUGACAAUCCAUUUUAUGAAAUUGAAAACUGAUGACUCGUCUUUCAGAUCUUAACCUCAAGUCCACUUUAUGUUUGCUUCAGAGCUUUCAGCUGCCUCCCACAGUCUUUUGUAGCCCUUUUAGAAUAACAGCGACUCUGAGUGAUGACGUUCAAAGUCUUUGCAUGAUGUCUGACAUCCACGUGUAGUAUCCAAGUGUCCUGCUUUCUGUGAAUGCUUACAGCAGUCAAUGUGAAGCUUUCAAGGCUGUUUUGGUAAAGCAAAAGGCUUUUUUUUUUACUCUUGACAACUAAAAUUUUGUUCAAACAUCCUUGGCAUAGAACUGCUUUUCAAUAUUACCCUCCUUUCAGCAAUCUAGCAAUUCUCAAUGUG